Messenger RNA from Rotaria sordida, 2796 nucleotides. The record is from the annotation of a GenBank genome assembly. Lineage: Eukaryota; Metazoa; Rotifera; Eurotatoria; Philodinida; Philodinidae.
AUGGCUACACUUAAUAAUUCUUCAAUGAAACAAACAAAUCGAAUUAAAACACGUAUGAAUUCAAUUCGACAAAUGUCGAAUUCAAAAUGGAAACAAUUUUCACAUAUUUAUUCAAAAUUUUUAAUACGUUUUUCAUGGUCAAUAUUUUCUAUUAGUUUAUUGAUUACUGUUGGACUUUUAGUAUGUUUUUUUUUACUUAUGGAAAUACGUGCAUUUGAUCAAAAUGAUUUUAUUAUGCAAAAUGGUUUAACAAUGAAAAAUGCUAUUCGUUUAAGAAAAAUUUUUGGAAAUGAUACUGAAUUACGUAUACAUCAACAAUUAAAUCUUUAUCCAGCUUUAGAUAUUAUUAUAAAAAGAAAAUUAGGUGAUAAUGCAACAAGUGAUAAUGCAACAAGUGAUAAUUUAACAAAUAUGCUCAAUAAAACAAUUAUAGAAGAGAUGCUCAACUUGGAUAAACAAAUUCAAUCUAUUCAAGUAAAUGAUAAAAAUAAAUCUGUGAAAUAUAAUUAUUCAUCAUUAUGUACAAAAAUAAAUCAUGCUUGUAUUAUUGAUGGAAAUUAUAUUUUAAGUGAUAAAUUUCGUCGAGAUAUGUCUAAUUUAAUUCCUCCUAAAAAUGGAUAUUAUGUUGAUGCAUUAGGUGCUAAUGGUAUACCAGAAUUUAUGUUUGGUAAAAAUUAUUAUUUAACAGAUGCUUUACCAAUUGUUCCUGAUUAUCAAGAAGACGAAGAAGAAGAAGAAGAAAAACAAGAACAAGAUCAUGGUUCAAACAAAAUAAUAUCUUAUAUACCACUUUUUCGUCUUCGAUAUUCAUUAAAUACAUCAUCAUUAGAAAUGCGUCAAUUAGCAAUUGAUUGGGAACGUGAAGUAUUUCGAUAUAUUAAAGAAGAAUUUAAAUCAGAAUUAAUUGAAUUAUCUCCAUUAACAUCAACAGCUAUAUCUGAUGUUAUUACAAAAACAGCACAUGACGAAGGAUUAUAUAUGAUGAUAAUGUUUUUAAUAUUCUUUAUUCUUCUUGGUAUUUUUAUAAGUAUUCAAGGCAAUUUUCACACAUCUGUUGGUUAUUUACCACUUUGUGGAAUACUUAGUAUUGGUCUUUCAACUGGUGCUACAUUUGGUUUAAUAUCUAUUUUUCAUAUUAGAAUUAUUGAACCAAUGGCACUUCUAGUUUUUAUUGUUACUAUUAUUGAAUGUAUGCGUUUUUCAAUUGUAUGUGGUGAAUAUCAUCGAAUAAUUACAGAACAUUUAAUUGCAGUAACCGAUACAUCAUCUGAAAUAAAUAUUGAAAAAAUUCUUCCAUCAAUUAUUGAAUCAACUCAUCCAUAUUUUAUAGUAUCAACAUUAAUUAUAUCUAUUGUUUAUUCCUUAUUUUCAAUAUGUUCACCAUUGUCAUCAACAAUGCCAAUUUGUUUAACAUUAGUAUUAUAUAUAUUUCUUAAUUAUAUUGUACAUUCAACAUUUUUUUCAUCAUGUCUUGUUAUAACAAUAAAACGUGUAUCAUCACGUCGUCAUGGUUUAUUUUGUUAUCGUUUAUCAAAAGAUUAUUAUACAAAAACAAAUAGAGAAUUUAAUAAAUUAAAAUUAUUAAAAACUAAAAUUCGUUCAUUAUUAAAUAUUGAUUCAAUUUGGAAGAAACUUUUUACUUCAAUUUUAUCUUUAUUAUUCAUUGUAUUUAUAACAUUAAGUAUGUGGUUUGGACUAUCAAUUGAUACAUGUUUAUAUGAUAAUAAAUUUCUUCCACAUAAUGCUUAUUCAUUACGAUCACAUAUGCAAUCACAAGCAGAUGAUUUUGAUAUGGGUCCUAUGAUUAUGUUUACAAUACCGGAAGAAACUAAUUAUGAAAAUGAACAAGUUCAAUUAGCAAUGCGUUUUUUACUUAAACAAUGUGUCAAUGAAACAAGAACAAAUACAUUUAAAUUAUUAUGGUUAGACCAUGAAAAUAUUAAUUCUAUAAUAACGGGACAUGAUCCAUUAGAAUUUCGUAUAACACCAUUUUCACGUAAUGAUUUAAUUGUAUCCGAAGGACAGGAUUAUUCAAAAAUCGUAGCAUCAAGAUUUUAUUGUCAAUAUAAAUCUGUUAAAGGUGAUCGUGAAGAUAUUCGAACAAUGAAUCAAAUGUACACUUAUGCAAAUCAAAAUCCAAUACGAUCUAUAUUUCCUUAUAGUUUAGUUUUUCCAAAUUAUGAAUCAUUAGGUCAAUUACGUAUUGAAAUGUGUUUAUUAAUAUUUGCAUUAAUAAUAUGUAGUUUUAUUACUACAUUUAUAUUAUUUAUUUCAUUAAAAAAUAGUCUUUUAAUUAUUUCUCAUUUACUUGCUCUAUUAGCAGGUAGUUUAACUUGUUUAUAUUUAUUUCAUAAUUUAACAUUUAAUUUUGUUAAUGCAUCUUGGUUAUAUGUUGUACCAAUUUUAUUUAUUGAUACAUUAAUUCAUGUAUGUUAUAAUCAACAAAAUAGCAAAUGGAAAUAUAAUCGUGUAAUUAUUUCAUUAAUAAUUUCUACACUUAUUUUAUAUUUAUUUCCUAUUCAAACAUAUAUAUUUAAAAUAAUAAUUAGUUCAAUUAUUUAUCAAUCAAUCAUAUGUUUUAUAUUGAUUAAUUUAAUACUUCCAUCAUGGUUUUAUUUAUUUCAAUCAAAUAAUGAUAAUAAUAAUAAUAAGGAUAAUAAUAUUAAUAAUGAUCAAAUUGAUACUGUCACGAAUCCUGCAAUGACAAUUAUUGUUGGAAGUCAAUCAUUACCAAAUGGAGUCGAAAUGAACAAUCCCGUUAAUGAAUCAAAUGGAAACAUAAAUCAUCCGAUUUAA